Messenger RNA from Penicillium taxi, 654 nucleotides. RefSeq lists its product as uncharacterized. Bases 1 to 654 code for a protein of 217 amino acids. Lineage: Eukaryota; Fungi; Ascomycota; Eurotiomycetes; Eurotiales; Aspergillaceae. The record is from RefSeq and is a predicted model, not a curated record. The transcript is spliced from 4 exons.
AUGGAGUCAACCUUGGUCGACCUCAACGUGACUGAGAUCGACCUAGAUCUCAUGAAUAUAUGUAUGCUCGGAGAUAAUCCACUCUCGGACGUAGAGUUCCAACGUCUCGUCGACGAGCAGCUGGAUGCAGAUGCCGCGUUGGAGAUGGAACAUACUCACAACGAUCUUUAUGCGAAGUGGGCAACACUGCCUGCACAAUCUUCCGCCAAUGAAGACAAUGUGCCCUCCCUCAGCCCCCAUGAGGAAUUAUGGCCCGUCAUGCACAAUCCUGCAUUCAUUCCUAUCCCUGACUACGAAGACCCUGCUACGGACACGUUCUGGCAGCGUCUUCCCCUCCGUGGGUACGGCGAAAUCGACACCACCCCGCCGGUAGUGCACAAUGCUCUUCCUGUCGUCCCGGUGGAGAUUGCGUGGGCUGAUUGGGUUAACGUGGGCGACUACCCCCCUCACCCUACAGAAGAUGAGCCUAUUAGCCUAGAGGAGACUGAGGUCGCAACUAAGCGGGCCCGAUCCCAGUCCCCAUCCGCUCCGCGUAAGAAGGUCAAGAAGGCUGCUGCGGGAUCCCCCUCGCGGUACCAACUUCGCCCGCGCGUUUCUCCAGCCACACUGGCUUCCCCCAAACCACGCCAGGCCCGCAAGCCCCGGCGCAAGUGA